AUGGCGGAAGCAUCCGAAGCGAAAAAGCCGCUAGUGGACCCGAAGGACGACGGGGAUGUGAAGGAGGAGUCAGAGGCGGCAGAGCCGGCCAAGGCAAAGGCGACGCCGGCAGAGCCAGCGGAGCCCGAGGAGCCGGCGGAGCUUCCGAAAAAAACCGUUUGGGACACCUUCAGGGGUGGUAUCACCUCCACCCCUGUCCUGAUCUUGGUUUUGGCCAUUGGAGCAAACGUCUACAGCCGCCGUGACGAAUUGGAGAAAGAUGGUCAAAUUUGGUGGCUCGUCCCGAUCAUGCUGGUGCUUUCCAUGGUCUUGGGUUCCGUGUUGGUCACAAAGAUAGAGAACUCCGAGUGGAGACGGAACUUGAGAAAGGAGGUCGCGGCUGAGGAGCGCAAGUUCAUGGAGAAGAAAGGCUUGACCAAGCAGGAAUUGGAUGAGGCGGCCAUCACCAUGGGCGGUUGGCUUGCGUCGACCGACUAUUUGCCACAGCAGCAACUCCAAACGGAGUGGGUCCUUAGUUAUGUUUUAUGGAUCAUCCGCGACCCCUUUAGCCUUCCUGGAGCAUUGGGCCCACCGCUAUGGCUGAGAGAGCUGCCGAGCAGGCCAGAGCCGGCGCGCAGAUCAGAGGGCACAUUGUCGACCCCGUGGCGCGGCAAAGGUUUGAGGUGUUUGCCCACGGUGUCUACGCCCGAAUCGCUCCCAGACCUUGAUAGUCCUGGUCUGCUCUCGCCGAAGUUCGCACAAGGGGACCUUGUGAGAAUCCGUACCAUCAGCGAGGAAGAGGCCUCGCGAGUAUUCAAGGCGUCUGGCAUCCACUGGAACUCCAGCAAGGCAGCCCUCCUUGGCACGGUGGGCGAGCUCCGAAGCGUGGGUAGCGACUACUAUGCCGUCUAUACGCCAGAUCAGUCGGACUGGUGGCGGUGGCCUCUGGCUAUGCUGGAGAGGGCCGAUGGGACAUCGGUCAGACGUCCUGGUAGCCGGGAGGGGCCCUUCUGCGAGGGUCAGCUCGUGAAAAUCCUUGAGAUGAGCGAAGAGGAGGCGGAGGGCAUCUGCCUCGCCUGGACCGCAGCCAUGUCGCCAAUAGCCGACUGGGGCUGGCCAGAGCACGAGGCCGUUUUCUCUCCCAGGGAGAUGAUCACCAUCGAGGAGGACACAACGAGGUCGGCGCAAGGCUGGAGUGCUCCGAUGGCCGCUGCUUUGGGUCAGCAAGGGCGGGUGGAAGCAGUUUUCCGCCAGCGCUGCAGGGUUGCCACAAGCGGCGGUUGCUUCUGGUGGCCCUUUUCUGCGCUGGAGGCUCUCCGAUGUCCUGAUGGCCACACGCUGGAAGAGGUAUAUGCUUCGGAUGGCGCCUGCUGCGCCACUUGCAGCCGGGACCUCACCGAGGAGAGAUGCGGCCGCUGCGACGCCUGCAGACUGGACCUUUGUAGCUCCUGCGCAGAUCAGGCGCAGCUUGCACGCGCCCGCGGCUUCGUGGAGGGGGCUGUGGUGCGAAUGACAAUGGACGAUACGGCUCCCCGGCUAGUCUAG
This is a messenger RNA of Symbiodinium sp. CCMP2456, 1524 nucleotides long. NCBI's taxonomy places the organism in Eukaryota, Dinophyceae, Suessiales, Symbiodiniaceae. The record is from the annotation of a GenBank genome assembly.